Salvia splendens (bonfire salvia) is the source of this 677-nucleotide messenger RNA. RefSeq lists its product as uncharacterized. The coding region runs from base 117 to 356 and encodes 79 amino acids. The record is from RefSeq and is a predicted model, not a curated record. Lineage: Eukaryota; Viridiplantae; Streptophyta; Magnoliopsida; Lamiales; Lamiaceae. The transcript has 3 exons.
ACAAAAAAAUAGGUUGGGACAAUACAGUUUAAACCCAAAGCCUAUUAUAAGGUCAACAUCCUCUCCUUAAUCAAAAUCCAAAACAAGUUUUCUCUUCAUCUCAAUUUGUAGGAACGAUGAUCAGCGUUCUAGCUCAGGAGCGUCUAUUGGGCGCGGCGCUAGGGAGCCUCUUAACCGGGGGCGUGGUUUUUCAGCAGCGUAGAAGCAUCUAUAAAUCCAUUAAUCAAUAUGAACCUCAGCCAACAGAGCCUAUUUUUGGGCAGAAGUCUCGGCAAGAGUUUGCACACAUGUGGAAUAAAUCUGUGGAUAACACAUUUGGACCGAUGAUUGAGUAUCUAAGCUCACGUGGAUGGUAGGAAUUCUCCCAUGCUAUUGCUAGGCAACUUUCUUCGAUGGUUAUUUAAGAUAGAAACUUCCAUAGCUAGAGUUUCUCCUUUCUGAAUCUUCCUGGAAAUUUCUUUACUGCAUGGAUGAGGAGUAUGGAUGUAUCGUCUAACAUAUCUACAUUUUUUCCAAAGACAGGAGUACAUGUUUGUUAUAAUGUUCGAGUGUCAUUGGCCCCAUUGUCUUUCCCCAGUCCAUGUUCUUAAUUUUUUGCAGCCUGCAUAACGAUAAACAAACUAUUUGACAGCUUAUUUUUGUCAAUAUUUUCUGGUUGUAUAAUUUAGUUUUCAAAA